AUGACAGACCCGAUCAAGAUCCAGGCCCGGAAACCCCCACCACGGCUCAGUUUUGCGAGAUCGAACUCUCCCGCAAGAGCGGACUCUCCCGACUUCGCAAAGCGCGAUACUAUAGAGCGGCUGCACAAAGUCAAGGUCGACUCCGCGAAAUUAAACUCUCUCGAAAGAACCGAAUGCAUCGGGCAAUUGGACGCUCUGGCGCCAAUCAACUUCGCCAAGGUCCAUACUGUAGAACACAACGUCAAGGUCCGUGAAUUUGGUGACGUGGCCGCAGAAUACGAGGAUAAGCUAUGGGCCCAAUUUCGUGCGCAAUUCUCUUCCUCUACGACGUCUCAAAACACUAUUCACCACGACUAUAACGCUGAGAAAGAAGAUCCGUACAGGUCCACCGCGCUACUGGGAAGAGAGUCCUUUGGUUUCGUAGACCAGGUCGAAGCCCGCCUGCGUAACCAAGCGGUCUACGCACACAAGUUAUUCCGACUACCAACUGUCUUCCCCAAAAGAGAAAAGUUGAUUGAAGAAAUCAAGGAAGAAGCCCGGAUUACACACCGCCUGCGGCAUCAUCACAUUGUGACGGUCUUUGAAACGUACCAAUGGCGACAGCAUUUCGGGAUCAUAAUGCGCCCGGUUGCCCAGUCAGAUCUAGCGGCACUUCUCGACGAGAUCGAAAACGAGAAGACAGCCGACGCCAAGAGAGCUGAUUUACUCCAGAGAAUACCUGGCUGGUGUGGUUGCCCCAUCCAAGCAAUGGUUUAUGUGCAUCAAAAGCGAGUGAGACAUAAAGAUAUCAAACCGUCGAACAUUAUGAUCAAGGACGGGGUCUUGUUUCUCACGGACUUUGGGCUUGCAGAAGACAUGGCGGAGAAAGGGUCGUCCGGGACUGAAGGUUCUAUCGGAUUACAUACAGCGAGAUAUUGCGCUCCUGAAGUUGUACAAGACGCCGCAAGACGCGGUCGUUCUGCCGACAUAUUCUCCUUAGACUGCGUUUUCCUGGAACUAGCAACUGUGUCUAUUUGCUCAGCGGGUGGAAGAGCACGCCUGUGGGACUAUCGACUCGACCAAUCAGACUCUUUUGUGCCAUCCACGGCAUACUCCAGCUGCUCGAAACGGAUCGCUCACUGGAUACUUUAUCUCUGGGCUAACAGCAAUUCUAGUGGCUUUCACGUGAGAGCACCAGUGUCUGAGGCAUCCAUAUCUGAGCCAGAAGCCUCGCCGGAGGAAGAUUUUUCUUCUUACCUACCCAAGAGUCAAAGGCGAUCCAAGAAGAUACAUACUGCUGCACAAGCCGGAUCUCUUAUCGCUGAUCUUGCAUUCUUCAUGAUGGACCCCGAGCCCUCAGAAAGAAUGACAGCGGACCAACUCUCGUUGCUACUCAGGAACUCGGCGUGGGACUAUAGUUCACGCGUUCAGGCUGGUGCAUGUGAGACAUGUCAAAAAGCAAUGACAUGGAGUGCAAUACGCUUCCUGUAUUCAAACCCAAAGAAAUCAUCGUGGAAGAACGGUAUCUUGAAAAACCGGAGGAGAUACUGCGCGAGAGUAUUAUCAAAGACUGGAGCACCGCAAAGAGGGCUUGGUUUCAGCUAG
Molecule: messenger RNA, 1584 nt
Organism: Mytilinidion resinicola
Lineage: Eukaryota; Fungi; Ascomycota; Dothideomycetes; Mytilinidiales; Mytilinidiaceae
Product: kinase-like protein
Exons: 1
Coding region: 1-1584 (527 amino acids)
Biological process (GO): peptidyl-threonine phosphorylation; peptidyl-serine phosphorylation
Molecular function (GO): ATP binding; protein serine/threonine kinase activity
Source: RefSeq, a predicted model, not a curated record